CCGCACGGAGGGGUGAGGGAUGGAUGAGGGAUGGGUGAGGGGGGACCGAGCGAUGUGAGCUUGGCAACGUACAUAGGUCCUAUCCUGAUUGGCUUGAUUGCACAUAGGAGCGAGGGAACAUGUGUACCAGGUAAUUCUACGUGCACGCAAACUGGUGAUGUUGGCGAGGGGGGCUGUAAUUCCGGGGUCUUGAUUGAACAAAUGGAUGUCAGUGCGCGGCACUUCAUACUUUGCUAUACUUAUGUCUGGUUUCGUUUGGAUGUGGCAUGCUGCUGUUGGUGAUUACCGUACGGUUUUCGUGAGGGGAGGGCCGUUAGCGCCGCCAAACUGGAGGGCCGCGGGAAACAUGGGAUAACGAUCAUGAGUCUUAGGGUAGAUGAGGCGCAAGGGAAAGGGGCAGGGCGGUUACCCUUGCACGGCUCGUAGGUGUCUUUUUACUAGCGGCAUAUCUGCUGUUGUGAUCCUUUUUAGGAUGGGUUGGGAUGCCGCGUGAAGCGGUGGUGACACAGUCAUGGUGUUGGACAGUAAAUCCCUUGGGAGGCGCUAAAGGACGGCAUGGCGAUGCCCGGCGAUGUCCCUGUUACGGCCGCAGCGUGACAAUUGAUGCUGCUGAGGUGGGCACGCCAUGUGUACCGGUACAUAUUUGCGUUUUAUGCGCAUUUGGGGCUAACGCAAAAUUUGACCUAUACAUGUCCUGACACGUCCUUGAGCGAAGCUCCAUGGGGCAGGGUCUGCCAUGGCCACGGUUGCAGCAGAAUGGCUCCAUCCACGACUAAGCAGUCGCCUGAUGUGGAGCCUGCAGCUUCAGUACGUGAGUUUGCACGCCUGGUGCUUAAAGCCAUCUGUCUGGUCGGCAUUUUCAAAAUCCGUACCAAGACAGACGCAAGGCUCUUGCCAGCCCCUCGGGAGGCAGAUCACCCACGUUGGGGCGUGCAGGUUGCGACGUACCUAGCCCGGAAGUACGUGAAAGCGAGCGCGUUCCUGGAUCCUGAAUCCUGAUCCUGCUUCGGAUCCUGUCCGCCGGCUCCGAAGGCGGUUUCCUUGCAUGUUUCCAGCAAUUGGGUAAGAGUUAAACCCUUCGGCGUUGUAAUCACAAUACACAGUAACGAGUCGCCGACACAUCCACGCCGGUAUUUUUAGGAGUCGCCUGAGCUGAGCGGGUUCGGCUCGUAUUAGGCAUUGGGUUCGAGCCUUAACCUCCAGUGAAUUUUUGUAGUUACGCAUUAAAUGUGCAUUCAUAUCUGGGAACUUUUAUAAUUGCUGUAUCACGACCUUAUACCUGUUGGUUGCGAGCGACUGUAAGCAUGUCAGCAGCAGCACCAGCUACCGAGGCGGAGACCGCUGGAAAGCAGACGUGCCCAACAAUUAGCAUGACAAAGGCUACCACCCCACAGGCGGGGACCCUGCCCGCGUUUAAACUCGAGCGCUACUUUGCCCGCUGGGAGUUCUCCGCGCCGCACCUGCUGUGCUGCUCCGACUGCGAGCCGCUGCCGCUGCAGGAGCUGUUGGGCCUGGCGGAUGAGGACAGCAGGGGCAGAUGGGAUAAUCUGCGGCUUGGGUACGGCGAGACGAGAGGCAUGCCGGAGUUACGGCAAGAGAUCUCCAAACUGUACGAUCACGUGGAUCCGGAGGGCGUCAUUGUGUGCGCGCCCCAGGAGUGCAUCUACCUAGCCAUGGGGGCGCUGCUGCAGCCGGGAGACCAUGUGGUGGUCACGUACCCGGGCUACCAGUCGCUGUUCCAGGUUGCUGCUAGCAUGGGCUGCGAGGUGGAGCUGUGGGAGGCGGAGCUGCGGGGGAACGGCAGCGCGGGAUUCGAUGUGCGGCGGCUGCAGUCUCUGCUGCGACCCUCCACUCGGCUGCUGGUGGUGAACUUCCCGCACAACCCCACCGGCUUCCUGCCCAGCGUCACGGAGUGGCGGCAGCUGGUGGCGGCAUGCAAGGCGGUGGGCUGCCACCUCUUCAGCGACGAGAUGUAUCGGCUGAUGGAGCUGGACCCCGCAUCCCGGCUGCCCAGUGCCGUGGACCUGUACGACAAAGCUAUCACCCUCAGCGGCCUCUCAAAGGCGUUCGGUCUGCCGGGUCUGCGGAUCGGCUGGCUGGCGGUGCGGCCCGCGCUGCAGCAGCAGCUGCUGGACCGUGUGGCGCAGCUCAAGGACUACACCACCAUCUGCAACUCCGCACCCAGCGAGGUGCUGGGCCUGAUGGCCCUCCGCGCGCGCGAGCACAUCCUGGCUCGCAACAUGGCCCUCAUCCGCGCCAACCUGGCGGUCCUGGCAGCCUUCAUGCGGGAGUUUGGGGACACCUUCGCCUACUGCCCGCCUGCUGCCGGCUCGGUGGCCUUCCCCAGGUGGCUGGGGGGCAGAGCGGGG
Astrephomene gubernaculifera is the source of this 2369-nucleotide messenger RNA. The record is from the annotation of a GenBank genome assembly. Lineage: Eukaryota; Viridiplantae; Chlorophyta; Chlorophyceae; Chlamydomonadales; Astrephomenaceae.